CUUAUAUACUUGAUCUUUUGGGUUCUUGUUGUGAUUAUAUGAAUGAUGAAGACAAAGAAGAAAGAAUCGAGAGGAGAAAUUGGGAAGAACAUGUCGUUGAUAUAUAAGAAGAAACUAACGGUGUUGGUCGUUGACGAUGAUCCAUCUUGUCGUACACUCCACAUGGGAAUCAUUCAAAUGGCUGGAGGAUUCCCUUACAUGGUGAAAAACGGCGAGAAAUAAGAAGCUACGUGACAUGAAUGUGACGUCAAUGAUCGUGGGGAUGACGUCACAUGAGGACGAGACUAGGGCAUUCAUGGAAGCUGGAGUUGACCACUGCUUGUCAAAGCCCUUAACCUUUGGAAAGAUCGCAUCCAUCAUUGACCAUCUCAAAACCGCAUAAUCUACCGAUUAACAAAAUAUUACUUGGUUUAGUUCGGUUAUGUGACUACUGAUAUAAAUCUUG
This is a messenger RNA of Arabidopsis thaliana (thale cress), 445 nucleotides long. Its product is annotated as two-component response regulator ARR22-like protein. The record is from RefSeq and is marked reviewed. Bases 43 to 222 code for a protein of 59 amino acids. Gene Ontology annotation, biological process: phosphorelay signal transduction system. The transcript has a single exon. NCBI's taxonomy places the organism in Eukaryota, Viridiplantae, Streptophyta, Magnoliopsida, Brassicales, Brassicaceae.